This is a messenger RNA of Tripterygium wilfordii, 1461 nucleotides long. RefSeq names its product WAT1-related protein At1g70260-like. Gene Ontology annotation, molecular function: transmembrane transporter activity. The record is from RefSeq and is a predicted model, not a curated record. Bases 204 to 1301 code for a protein of 365 amino acids. The transcript has 7 exons. Gene Ontology annotation, cellular component: plasma membrane. NCBI's taxonomy places the organism in Eukaryota, Viridiplantae, Streptophyta, Magnoliopsida, Celastrales, Celastraceae.
GUCAGCCUUUUUUUCCUCAUCAUUAUUAUUUUUGGUUUGGAGGGACACUCGAGUAGCGUUUUUCCAUGAAGAGUAGCUUCAACACCUUGUGAAGGGUUACUCUAUAUAUUCUGGCAUGUAUAUAUAAGAACAAGUGUAGUUGCAGGUUUUUCAUGAAUUCAUUGUCUGAUCUAAUUAGUUCAUUGAUUUAUUAGUGAUUAGAGAUGGGAGUGAGAGGGAAGGUGUUGGAAGUGGUACCAUUCAUAGCAAUGGUGACAAUGGAGGGUUGCACAAUUGGAUUGACAAUCUUAGCCAAAACAGCAAUAACUGGAGGGAUGAGCCCUCUUGUAUUUGUUGUGUAUACUAAUGCUCUUGGCUCCAUCCUCCUACUCCCUUAUUCUAUCUUGUUUCAUAGGUAUAGCCCACAACAAUCAAUCUUCACCUUUCCUCUUCUUAUGAGGAUCUUCUUCUUGGGUUUCACAGGGAUAUUUAUGGCACAAAACCUUGCAUUUUUGGGUCUAAGCUACAGUUCCCCAAUUGUUGUGUGCGUCAUGGGACUCUUGCUUCCUGCUAUUUCUUUCAUCCUCUCUCUUAUUCUCAGGACAAAAGAGAGAGAUUGGAGAAGAACAAGUUUCCAAGUCAAAGUGGUUGGGACCAUAGUAUCAAUAAUGGGAGCAACAGUGGUGGAAAUCUACAAGGGGCCUUAUAUAAGAACAGCUUCAUCUUCUUGUCUUCAACAACAUAACAAACCACACCUCUUUGUCUACUUGUCAACAGCAGAUCAUUGGGUUCUUGGUGGCAUUUUGCUUGCUGCUUCUUCUUUAUGUGUUUCAGCAUGGAACAUCAUUCAGCUGGGAACAGUUAAACAAUAUCCUCAUGUGAUGAAAGUGGUGUCCUUUUAUAGCUUGGCUGGGACAAUCCAAUGUGUUGUAUUCUCUUUAUUUGUAGAGAGAGACCCAAGUGCUUGGAAAGUUAACCUCAACAUGGAUCUCCUACUGAUUGUCACAACAGCAAUCUUUGUGAGUGUUAUUCGAAGCAGUAUUCACAUAACAUGUAGCACCAUGAAGGGCCCUUUGUAUGUACCUAUGUUUAAGCCAUUUGGGAUUGCUUUUGCAACCUUUUUUGGUGUCACCUUCUUCACUAAUAGUCUCCAUUAUGGAAGUGUCAUGGGAGCAGUAAUAACUGGGAUGGGGUAUUAUACAGUGAUGUGGGGACAGCUUAAAGAAGGUGAAGAUAAGGAAGAAUAUUCUUCUAGUCUCAAGAGUAGUGAAGAUUCUUCCGACAUGAAGGUUCCUCUGUUGCAAGAAGAUUUGCCAGUGUAAAUGUUAUACAAGCUAUGUAUGUCCAUGGAAGUUGUCAUUUUACUGUAAAAAUCAGAAUGUUUGCGGAAGCAUAUUAGUGCACUUCCCCUGCAUAAUGAUUAAUACUUUGAUAUGUAAAUAUCCGUUUUAUGAAAGGGCUUUUGUGGUGUGUAUCCAUCAA